Owenia fusiformis is the source of this 3299-nucleotide messenger RNA. NCBI's taxonomy places the organism in Eukaryota, Metazoa, Annelida, Polychaeta, Sabellida, Oweniidae. The record is from the annotation of a GenBank genome assembly.
CCUCCAAAAUAACCAGGCUUGAUUGUAUAAAAUUUACGUGGCAGUAAGAAGUGCAGCCCACUCACACUGUGAUAACACACGUCAUGGAGCUGAAGGUGGUGAUCAUGCUGUGUCUUGUGAUCCCCCUCGUGGCGCAACACACAACCAAUACACCACCUCCCCCACAGGGUCGCCAGAAUAAACAACAAGAUAAACACAAAAACAGUGUAGAAUCUAACCCUGAAAGGACUAUACCUAAACAUGGUGAAGUGAAAGAAGAUAUUAAUGAUAAGGACAUUCAAGUAGAACCAAUUCCUUUGCCUCCCUUAGAAAGAUCUCCUGGAGAGGUUAAACAAAAUGAAAAUUCUUUAGAUAGCAAUAAGCUGAAAAACAGUGAUAAGACAAAAAAAAAUCAGGUAGACAAUGUUGAAGUUAAUCAGCAAAAUACAAAAGGUGAAACAUCAGACAAUCAGCCAGAUGAUUCACAAACUCAAGUAUCCUCAGAGCCCCCAUACCAGGAAAGCAUACAACAAGAGGAAACUAGGCCAGAUGAGCAAGAUAAAGAUGUGGAUGUACUUCAAAAGACUGUGGUUGAAAACAGUGAAGAAAAGCCUCAAUCAAAAGGUGAUGCUGCUGAAGAUGAUUUUGAUAGAAUGAGAGACCAAGACCACCAGGUCCAAGAAGAUGUAUUUAAUGAACAGCAAGAGCAGCCCAAUGAUAAUCAGGACAACACUGUUGUUGGUGAUGAUCUCCCAGAUGAGGCAUUUUCCGAAGAUUCUGAUACUGAAUAUGAAGGAGAGAAUGAUGAAGAUGCUCAAACGGAUGAGGAAGAAGAGGAUGAAGAUGAUCAGCUCACAGAAGAGGAAAAACAAGCUGAGAACCUUUACAAACAGGGUCAACUUACAUUGGCUAAACAUGGGAAAAUGACAUCUGAGGCUAUGACCUACUUCCAAGGUGCAGCAGCCCUGAAUCACACAAAAUCCCUGGAGCAUAUCGCCUUUGGCUAUCUCCUUGGAGAUGGUUUGAAACAAAACCUGGAAUAUGCCAAGAUUCACUUUGAGCAGCUGGCCAAGAGAGGAUCUUCAAGGGGACAAAUGGGUCUUGGGUUCCUCUAUACUACUGGCAUAGCUGUAAACUCUAGUCAAGCAAAGUCAUUGGUUUACUUCACAUUUGCUGCUCUUGGUGGGGACCCCUGGGCACACAUGGUUUUGGGUUAUCGCUACUGGGCUGGAGUGGGUGUGGAGGCCAAUUGUGAGACAGCUCUGGCUCAUUACAGAAAGGUCGCCAUGAAAGUGGCAGAGGGUGUGUCCGUGACAGGAGGAAAUGUAGUUCAGAGAAUUCGACUAUUUGAUGAACAAGAGAAUUCAGGCUCUCAAAAUGGCAUGAUCGAUGAUGACCUCAUACAGUACUACCAGUUCUUGGCAGAUAAAGGAGAUAUGCAGGCCCAGGUAGGACUAGGCCAGUUGUAUUACCAGGGUGGACGAGGUGUAGAGAUCAACCAUGAGAGGGCCUAUAACUACUUUGUGCAUGCUGCAGAAGCAGGAAGUUCUAAUGCUAUGGCAUAUCUUGGCAAGAUGUACUCUGAAGAUUCCCCUGCAGUGAAAGCUGACAAUGUUACUGCAUUUAACUACUUCAAGAAAGCUGCAGAUAGGGGUAACCCAGCUGGGCAGAGUGGGCUUGGUAUGAUGUACUUGCAAGGGAGAGGUGUCGAUGUUGACCAAGCCAAGGCAUUCAAGUACUUCUCUCUUGCAGCAGACCAGGGUUAUGUAGAUGGGCAACUUCACCUAGGCACUAUGUAUUAUGAAGGGACUGGUGUUAAGCGAGACUACAAGAUGGCACUGAAGUAUUUCAACCUUGCAUCCCAGUCGGGCCAUGUGCUAGCCUUCUAUAACCUGGCAGAGAUGCAUGCCACAGGGACUGGUGUGUUCAGAGCAUGUCAUACAGCAGUAGAGCUGUUUAAGAAUGUAGCAGAGAGAGGGGAGUGGUCAGAUAUGGUCAUGGAAGCACAUAGCAACUACAAGGACCUCAAUAUUGAUCUAGCCUUGAUGAAAUACACAUUCCUGGCUGAGUUAGGGUAUGAGGUGGCCCAGAGCAACCUUGCAUACAUCCUGGACCAGGGGGAAAGUGACAUGUUUGAUACUACAGAGCAGUACCAGAGAGCUUUACUCAACUGGAACAGGGCUGCCUCUCAAGGUUAUGCCAUGGCUAGAGUAAAGCUCGGGGACUACCACUACUAUGGCUAUGGCACAGUAGUAGAUUAUGAGACAGCUGCCUCCCACUAUAGGAUGGCUUCAGAGCAGCAACACAGUGCACAAGCCAUGUUUAACUUGGGCUAUAUGCAUGAGAAUGGCCUGGGAAUGAAACAGGACAUUCACUUAGCUAAAAGGUACUAUGACAUGGCAUCGCAGACCAGUAAUGAUGCCCAGGUUCCAGUCACUCUGGCCCUUGCAAAACUAGGCAUUCUCUAUGGCCUGGACUCCAUAAAAGAGAACUCUGCCAGCUUCCAGGAAGCAUCAUCCACAUACAUUCGCUAUUACCUUGGCUCAAACUGGGACCUUUAUUUCAUGACAGUUAUUGCUCUCGCCAUAGGAGGCUUAAUUCUCUUGAGAAGGAGGUAGUGAAGUGUUCUGUUACUAUAGCAACCGCAGUGUAUCAUUUCAGUAGUUGCUAUAGUAACUCAUUUAUUAAAUGUAUCCAUUUUUGGAGAUUAUAUUAUUUCAUUGUUGCAAUACAUGUAUGAAGCAAUUUUACUAAAAACUUCCCGACAAAGGAUUUUUGUGCCUGUCUAAAUCUGAAGAAAUCCUUCAUUACGAAGCUUUUUGUGGAAAUGCUUCGUUACAAAUGCUUCGUGAUGAAGCAAUUUAACCCUGCUGUGUAACAGUUACCAUAGAGAUGUUGUUUUAUUGUUGUUUUGAAAGAGGGAAACAUUGAGCAAGCAUUUUUUGCUAACACUAUAAAAGGAUGAAUUACAUUCCUGUGAAAUAUUAUUAUUCAUUGUUUUCAAGGAGCUUGUGUUUUUGGAACUCUUCCCAGUGAGUACCAUAUAAAGAAAGACAAUGUGCAGUAUAUGAUUUGAAUGAGUACUGCAAUCACGUAUACAUGAUACAUGUACAAAAAUAUAGAAACAUCCCUACAAAGCUCUAAAAUAAACUGGUAAAUUGGGGUUUGAUAUCAGUUGUUAAAGACUUUUUAUUUAUCUGUUAUUAGGUUGCAGUGUAUAUAAUUCUGAUCGUAAAUAACCCAAAAGUUAUUUAGUCUGUAAAUUAAAUUGCACAUUCGAUAGACUCUUGUACAAACCUUUCUAGUUAAAAAUUGUUUAA